Molecule: messenger RNA, 6929 nt
Organism: Serinus canaria (Common canary)
Lineage: Eukaryota; Metazoa; Chordata; Aves; Passeriformes; Fringillidae
Gene: NR6A1
Product: nuclear receptor subfamily 6 group A member 1
Exons: 9
Coding region: 463-1599 (378 amino acids)
Biological process (GO): regulation of DNA-templated transcription
Molecular function (GO): DNA-binding transcription factor activity; sequence-specific DNA binding; zinc ion binding
Source: RefSeq, a predicted model, not a curated record
CGCCGAAUCCCUUCGGCUGCGUUGCCCUGAACCACACGUAGCAUCGAGGAGAUUUUCCACUUGGGUUUGUUUCCUUUCCAUUCUUCAGCACAGUGAGAGCAGCCGUUGCCGUUUCUGUGGCAGGACAGAAUAAAACACUUUAAAGCACGUUCUCAAUGAGACCACCUGAUGAUGAAUGAACUGCACUACCUUGCCAGUUCCAGUGGUUUGACAGUGACAAAACUCAGAGCUGCUCCCACAACUGGUCUGCAUCCCUUCCCUGUGCUAGGACAGUGAAACAAGACACUGGGAUGUCUCUGGAGUUGCAAUGAGCGGGUGGAUCAGCGAACCUGCCUGAUCUGCGGGGACAGGGCCACGGGGCUGCACUAUGGCAUCAUCUCCUGCGAGGGCUGCAAGGGCUUCUUCAAGAGGAGCAUCUGCAACAAGCGCGUGUACCGCUGCAGCCGCGACAAGAACUGCGUCAUGUCCCGCAAGCAGCGCAACCGCUGCCAGUACUGCCGGCUGCUCAAGUGCCUGCAGAUGGGCAUGAACCGCAAAGCAAUCAGGGAGGAUGGCAUGCCAGGAGGCAGAAACAAAAGCAUUGGACCUGUCCAGAUAUCAGAGGAAGAGAUUGAGAGAAUUAUGUCUGGGCAAGAAUUUGAGGGAGAGGCAAACAUGUCAUGGAGCAACAACGGAGACAGUGACCAUAGUUCCCCUGGAAAUGGAGUUUCUGAGAGCAACCAGCCUUCACCUGUUUCUACUCCAUCUUCAAGUAGGUCCGUGGAGCUGAACGGCUUCGCUGCACUCAGGGAUCAGUACCUGGGCACGCCGGUGUCCACGCACUACCAGUACCUGCCGCACCUUUUCAGCUACUCGGCGCACUCGGCGCUGGUGGCGCCGCAGCCGCGCAGCCUGGAGCCGCAGUCGCAGGGCCUCAUCAGCCAGCUGCUGUGUGCCGAGGACCUGGAGCCGCUCGGCACCCCCAUGCUCAUCGAGGACGGGUACAAAGUGACUCAGGCAGAGCUGUUUGCGUUGCUGUGUCGUCUGGCGGAUGAAUUGCUUUUCAGGCAGAUUGCUUGGAUCAAGAAGCUGCCAUUCUUCUGCGAGCUCUCCAUCAAGGACUAUACCUGCCUGCUCAGCUCUACGUGGCAGGAGCUGAUCCUGCUCUCCUCGCUGACUGUUUACAGCAAGCAGAUCUUUGGUGACCUUGCAGAUGUCACCUCCAAGUACUCUCCCUCUGACGAUGAGCUGCACAGGUUCAGUGAAGAGGGGAUGGAGGUGAUGGAGCGCUUGAUCUACCUCUUCCGCAAAUUCAACCAGCUGAAGGUCAGCAACGAGGAGUACGCCUGCAUGAAAGCCAUCAACUUCCUAAACCAAGAUAUCAGGGGUCUGACCAACGCCUCCCAGCUGGAGCAGCUGAACAAGCGGUACUGGUACGUUUGCCAGGACUUCACAGAGUACAAAUACCCCCACCAGCCAAACCGCUUCCCGGAUUUAAUGAUGUGUUUGCCAGAGAUCCGCUACAUUGCAGGAAAAAUGGUGAAUGUCCCUCUGGAGCAGCUGCCUCUCCUUUUUAAGGCCGUUCUACAUUCCUGCAAGACGAGUGUGAGCAAAGAGUGAGCGCAGCUGGCCCCGGCCGGUGCCUUACGCUGAGCCUGGGGCCGGGCCCGGCUCACCCGGGAGAGGGGCAAAGGCCAUCCAGGCAGGAGACAGGGCACUGCGCCUCCCUGCCCUCGUAGCAAGAAUCUUUUUUGUUUGUUUUUUGUUUUUUAACUCGUUUUCCUAUAUAUUUAUUUCACGACAGAGUUGAAUGUAUGAUCUUCAACACGAUGCACAUGGUUCUGUAAGAAUGCAGCAGAUGCAUUCUCCAGCAGUUUACAGAAUGUGAAGAUGUUUAAUGUUACAGUGUUUGUUAGGGUUAGUUCUUUUGUAUUUGGGGCUGGGGACCGAGAUGACUAAGACUACCUCAAGGAGAGAAGAUGCUGUUCACGCACUGCUCUUUCCAUGAUUUGCAUCCAAAGCAUUUGUCACAGAGAGCAAAUGUUGACAGAGCUGCUGGUAUCCCAAAGGGAUGACUUUGGAGAAGUGGGUGCUAGAGAAGUGCCAAGCUUUUUCUUUAAUUAUAAAAAGGCAGGAGUGGAGAAGGAGAAGUCUGUCUAGGCAGUUGGUUUCCUUUCCCCUGGCAGGUUCCAGAUGCAAGUUUCCAGUGGGAUGGCUGUGCUCUGAGGGGCUCCCUGGCCCUGGCCUGUUUGGGGAGCUGCAGGUGGGGUCUGUCCCAGCCCUUCCUGGCCAGCUGCCCUCUUACUAUUGCCACACCACCUGCCAGUUUCUCUGAAUUUGUUCCUGCAGUUCAUAACAGGCUUCUGGCAUUACACAAAGGUGCUUUUCUUGCUAGAGGAUGGCAAGGACUUUAUCAUCACUUCCUUAAAAUCCAUUCUAGGUUUACAAAAGCAGGAAAAACCUACUUAGAGAAGAGGCAGGAUUGCCCCUGUUAAAUGUGUUCCUCCAACAUGGUACCUGGCUCGUGAGACUUCGGCACUGCAGCAAUCCCCAUUUUGAGAGCAGUUAAUGUAUCCUGUGUUAAAUGGGGCCUGUGUAGUGGGGUGAGGUACUCCAGUGUCCUCUGGCAUGGCUUUCUCUGCUGGACUCAGGGAAUGGGUGUUCCAUAGUUAUAUCCUGCCAGCACUGCCCUGUUCCUUGUGAAAUCCCAGGAAAAACUACAUUACUGCUGUACUUGGUUACCUGUCAUGUUCUAGGUGUUGCCAGGCUUGGAUUUUCCAUCUCACAGGCUCUCCACAGCUCCAGAUGGAGAACUGAUUGAGUGAUUGCUAAGUGCUGAUGUUUAGCUAAACUUGGGCAUUCUCAUGAGUGACCUCAUGAUUUCCUGCUCAUGAUGGGGAGGUUUGGAUGAGAUGCUCUUGAUCUCAUCUCCUUCAUUAGGAAUUAAUAUUCAAAGAAUCUGUCACUCUCCUAGACAGCCUUGUCUGGGUUUCCUUCCCUGCAUCCUUAGAUAUAAAUCUGGCAUUCACUUAGCAAAGUGGCUCCUUGAUAAGUGUUUGAAUGCUGAUUUAAAAAUACUUGUGGAAACAACUUUUGUUCCCUCAGGGUAGGAGGGACGAGUCACUACCUUCUUGUCUUUCCCGGUGGCAGCUGUGUGGCACAGAGCAAGCACAGCUCAGCAGGGCUGCAGCUGCUGUGCAUGAAUGUGAUGGUGAGCAGGAGGAAAAUCCCAUUCCCCAAAGUUGUCCUUCCUUCCCUCCCUCCCUCCCUGCCUGGCCCAGCGGGUGCUGCUGGCGCAGCCCGAGGGGGGCUGUGCCCUGCUGCUCUGGCACGGCCCAGUCACACCACACCAGGGUGCUGCCUCACCACGGGCAUCCUGCUUGGGCAUCUCCCAGCUCAACGUUUCCCUCUUCUCAAAGUCCAUAGCUGUUCAUUGUUCAUUAUUUAAACAGGAGGUUACGGGUACCAGCUGCUGGGCACAGCAGCGGCUCAGCUCGGUGGAGCUUCGCACCCAAAGGUGGUUCCACAAAUCUCAUUUACUUUCUGACAGUACAAUGAGACACGUGUGCAUUCUCAGGAAAGCCUUCUGCAUACAGCCAAUACCUCACGUGUUCAGGGGAAGAUUUUAGUGUAUCUGUUUGUGAGUUAGAAUGUAUUUCUCAGCUUUUGAGUUUAAUUUCCAAAUAGCUUGAUAUGAUCUUUUUAUUACGGGUUAUUUCUGGCUUGCUGUUCUAUACACUCAAGGAAUUGUUAAAAUUGCAUAGGAGUGAUUUUAUUCUACAGUUACUGAAUUAUUAUAAUCUGUUGAUGAAUAAGUGUUUUAAUUAGUGUACAUAAAAACAGUCAUCUUGUUGCCAGCUACCCAACAAAAAUAAUCUAUUGGGUAAUCUGUGGUUUUCUAAAAUAGCCUCCCAAAACUAAUGCUGUACCAACAACAACCAAAAACCCAAAUUCAGUUAUGAUGACAAACAGACGUGAAUGUUCUAUUUUCUGUUGUAGAAAGCAAAUUUUACAAAAGGUUGAUUGGCAGCAGUAUCCGUUCCCAAAUACACGUUUGCCAUAGGGAGUAGAAAAUCCUUCCUGAACUGACAGGUAAGGAAGCAGCAAACAGACCAGAUGGAAUCACGGGGCAGUCAUUCCUGAUAUCUUCUGCACCAAGUCCUCGAAUGACUUGUAUUUUUUAAACAGGGUAAUGUGAAUGUGUUGCAUUGCAAACUCAGGUAUUAUGAAAAGGUAGGAAUGUAGCUAGAGACGUAGAGACGUUAGGUAGAUGUAUUUGUGAAUUUGGUUUGAAGGACACCCUGGAAAGGUUGGAAUUUUUGUUCCAUUCUUCAUGUAACAUUCAGUUUACAGGGACUCAUAUUUUAUUUGUGCUUAAUGCUACUAGGGGGAAGUUCAUUAUCUUUGGUAUCUAUCUGCUCUUGCUUAUCUGACCUUCUGUCAUAGAGAAAUCUAUCAACAAUAAUAGUCUUUGGUAGAAUUUUCUGCCAUGACAAGUCAAUUUUUAUCCCCGAUUUGAAAGAUAGAUUGGCUGGCUGACCCCCUCUUCUCCUUCAAAGUGUCUGUGCAGAUAGAAAGCUGAAGAGUUACUUUUAAUCCAAGCAGAGAUUUGGGACAUAAAUUUGAAGUGCUCAGGAGAGGCUGCUGAGGAGCAGUGGGAAGGGUCCUGCUCUCGGGGCUCCAUCCCAGGCGAAUGCCAGACCCCAGGGCCUCGACAGAACCUUCUGGAAAGUGAGUGAGUUCUUCCCCUUCAGCUCAGGCUCCUGCCAGGGGCUGAGCCUUGACCCUCAGUGUGGCUGCUCUCACUUGCUGGGGGACCUUGGUGGCCCUGUCCCCAGCCAUGCAAGGGCUCAAGUGGCUCUGCUGCUGUCCCUCCCCUGUGCCAGCAGGACCUGCCCUUGCUCCUCAGGCUUCUGCACAGACCCACAGCCACUUCAGGUAAAGGAGUGUAAGUCUUGUCCUUCAAACCAACUUAAAAAAAAAAAAAAAACAACACUUGAAUUUCUUUUAUCUUUACUACAUUUUUUAAAAGGAAAAAAAGAAAAAAAAAAGAUUCUCCUGUGAAUGUGCUAUUUCCCAUUCAUUCUUUCUUCUUUCUUGGUUUUGAUUUGAAGCUAUGAAGCCUAGUGUCUGUGAAAAUGUUGUUAUUUCUCAGGAUAAUAAGCGGCAAUCAUCCCUGCCACAUGAAAGGCAGGAGAAAAGGGGAAACUUGGGGAACUAGUUAAAGUAUGAAACUAAUUUUUAAGUUGUAGAUGAAGUGUAAAUGAAGGGGAGUGCAUAGCUAUCAGUAUCAAGCUGUGGUGUUUCUCUGGGUUCACAGUGUGUUGUUUCAAUGCACAGAAGCUCAGGGAUAAGUAUUUAAAAUGUGACCCAGAGAAACCCUAGUUUUGAUGUUGCAACAGUUGCUUCUUUCCCAACUUGUCUGGAGGACCCUGGAGAGCUGAACAGAGCCCCAUAUGGGGAUUUUGGGGGAAAAGCUUUGGUUUUGGCUGUGGGAAGUUUGCCUGCUGAAGGCUCAGACGUGGUGCAGUGGGCAGAGCAUCCCAGAGGUGCACGGGGCUGUACGAGGCUGUGCCCUUGCACCACCCAGCAGUUGGGGACCAGCUCUGUCUGUGGGGCUCUGUUUCUGCAUUCCCUCAUAGCUAAAUGUUAAAUGUUUGACUUUGACUGUUCAUGGAAAGGGGGAAACAGGAGUUUCUCACUGUGUCCCUGGCAGCCAGUUGCAGGACUCUGUACUCUGUUGCUUAUGAAUUCUUAAUUUUCUUCAGUACAACUUUCUCACUGUGGUUGUAGGAACAGUCAGACAGCUGGAGAAGGGCACUGCUGUGUGACCACUGCUGUGGUUGGGUUACAGCUGCUAUGAGUGUCCAAACAGCCACAGACAGGGCCAGCACUGAGAGUCAGCAAAAGUUUGAAGGGUGAAACCCCUCCCAGCACCCUCAGCCAGAGUCUGCAAAUCUGAGUUUAAACCGGCCUUGCAAAAAGCUGGGGAGGCCAAUCCAGGCAGUGUCUUUCCCUUGGAAAGAAAAUAAAAUUAAAAAUAGCUCCAGUGAGCUGCCCUCUGACAAGUCUGUGAAAGAAGCAACAUGGAUCAGUGGAAGAAAUGCCCCCAAGGGCAAAAAGAAACAGAAAUUGAGACCAGAUGACGAUCAACCUUAACAAAGCCUUUUGUGAUUCAUUGUUUCUUUCAAUUUAUAAAAUGUCUUGUAAUAGUUGAUAACAUUAUUGACUCAAUUUCCAUAACUAAACUACCUCGUGUGACAUCCUGUUUAUCAUCUCAAAGGGAUUGUGUGAAAAACUAAACACUGCCAGUGUCUGUUGCCAGUGAGGAGCAGGGGCUGUGAUUGCUGGAGUUGUGUUUCCCUUCCCGUGGGCUGGGGUUGGCUCCUGUCACUGCUGUGUGUCCUGUGCUUGAGCUCCGCUGUCCCUCCCUGGGGACACUUUGGGUUUUGUGGGUACCCAUGCAGCCAGAGGCCAGACUCCAGCUCAGUCCUGGUCAGAGGCUGCCUGUGUAACCCGGGAGCUGGCCGUGUGUCAGGUUUGCUGCUCGUGUCACCCCUUGCUGGUGUGAGGGACGUUUCCAAGAGGGUCAGUCCCAGUUGUUGGCUCCUUGGUGACGUUCCCAGGGAUGGUUUCUCCCGUUCAUUUUUCCCACAAUCCCUUGUGUAAAUCAGGGAAGCAGGAUGUUGCCUCGGCAUGACACACGGUGAGCAUUGGCACGCUCGGAGCCGGGGCUGGGGCAGGAGGGCGUGCCUGGCCCGGUGUCACCGCGGGGCACGGGCACCGGGAGCUGCCCCCUCCCCGCAAUGCGACCAAAUGAAUGUUUCUGCCGACUCCGCCCCUGCUCCGCUCUGGGACUUGACUACCUGUGGAAAUGUGACCAAUAAGUGUUGAAUGCAUGUUUAGUGAGUGUUUAGCUGUAUGAACUAAUAAAUGUGAAAUGUUCUGCA